CGGCCCGAAUUUGGGCACCGGUUCCCUGCCGCAGCACACCGACCGGUUCGGUGCUGGUGGGUUCACUUCAGUCCAUUCGAAUGGUUCGGAGCGACAAGUUGAGUUCGAAGAAGUCGCGUGUUUGUGCCCGGGUCCUACUCGCAGCAACCCGGUUUUCCGGGAGCAAAACGCAAAUGAAGCCGGACGUCAUGGCGCCGGCCAUCAAGGAGGACGAACCGGCGAAACCUCCGGCAAUUGUGUCGUACGCGUUUGAGAAGGAAGUCAUCAACAAGCAGAACGCGAUCAGCCAUGUGACGGACCACUUCCUGCCGAACCUGAACCGGGUUCCGAUUGCCAUCAAGUUCUGGUCCAAGUACGACUCGACUACGGCGGCGGCCCAGAGCGGAUUGGCCAACUUUGAUAAGUACUUUAAGUUGCUGGAGAAGAAUAUUGCAGAGGGGCCGAAGGAGAAGUUUCAGGAACCGAGAACUGAGAACCAGAGCUACGGGUGGCAUACGGACCCGUUCUAUCGCCAAGAGCCAGAGGACGUUCAUCUGCUGUACCAUCCGAAGAAACGGCACGAGAUUACGCUGAUUGGUGAGAAGAUCAACGCGGACCGAAUCACCCAGAGGCCGAGAUUCACCGGAAUUCCAUUCAAACUACCCAGUUGAAACGAGUAUUGAUUUGUAUUUUAAGUGAGGUGAAUAAAUAUGACUGUCGAUACGACUAUCUUUAAACUAUGCUAAGUUAA
Molecule: messenger RNA, 730 nt
Organism: Armigeres subalbatus
Lineage: Eukaryota; Metazoa; Arthropoda; Insecta; Diptera; Culicidae
Exons: 2
Coding region: 81-650 (189 amino acids)
Source: RefSeq, a predicted model, not a curated record